This is a messenger RNA of Gavialis gangeticus (Gharial), 6730 nucleotides long. It is a transcript of the gene DOK6, whose product is annotated as docking protein 6. NCBI's taxonomy places the organism in Eukaryota, Metazoa, Chordata, Crocodylia, Gavialidae. The transcript is spliced from 8 exons. Gene Ontology annotation, cellular component: cytoplasm. Bases 1 to 966 code for a protein of 321 amino acids. The record is from RefSeq and is a predicted model, not a curated record. Gene Ontology annotation, biological process: positive regulation of MAPK cascade; cell surface receptor protein tyrosine kinase signaling pathway.
AUGUUUUCUACCUACAGCAUAGAUGGGAUUAAAGGGAUUUUCAGGCGCUGCUGGUUGGUUUUCAAGAAGGCUUCCAGUAAAGGACCCAGACGGCUAGAAAAAUUUCCAGAUGAAAAGGCAGCCUAUUUCAGGAAUUUUCACAAGGUAACUGAGCUGCACAAUAUAAAAAACAUAACCAGACUGCCUCGAGAGACAAAAAAACACGCAGUGGCAAUUAUCUUUCAUGAUGAGACAUCAAAGACAUUUGCCUGUGAGUCAGAACUGGAGGCAGAGGAAUGGUGCAAACACCUUUGCAUUGAGUGUCUAGGAACAAGGCUUAAUGAUAUAAGUCUUGGGGAACCUGAUUUGCUUGCUGCUGGAGUGCAGAGGGAACAAAAUGAGCGUUUCAACGUGUAUCUUAUGCCUACACCAAAUUUAGAUAUCUAUGGGGAAUGUACAAUGCAGAUCACACAUGAAAACAUCUAUCUCUGGGAUAUUCACAAUGCCAAGGUCAAGCUGGUCAUGUGGCCUCUGAGUUCCCUGAGGAGAUAUGGACGUGACUCAACGUGGUUCACAUUUGAGUCUGGAAGGAUGUGUGACACAGGAGAAGGGCUGUUCACAUUUCAGACAAGGGAAGGUGAGAUGAUAUACCAGAAAGUCCAUUCUGCAACGCUGGCGAUAGCAGAGCAACAUGAAAGACUAAUGAUGGAAAUGGAGCAAAAAGCACGGCUCCAGACCAGUUUGACUGAACCAAUGACAUUAUCCAAGUCAAUUUCACUUCCUCGUAGUGCAUACUGGCAUCAUAUUACCAGGCAGAACAGCGUUGGAGAAAUCUACAGUUUACAAGGUCACAGUCUCGGUUCAACAAAGGUGUCUCGUGCACAGACGUUUCCCAGCUACACCUCAGAGCAGAGCGAGGAGCACCAGCAGUCCCUGUCGCUGUCUAGCAGCUAUGGAUUCAGCUACAGCUCAGGCCUCAUGCAGUGACAUACAGAGAGCAGCUGAUCAGAGAGACAGUCUAGCCUGGAACCUGCCAGUAGGGUCAGGAAGUCACUUGCGUCCUCAGCAAAAGACAAAAUGUAGUGAAAACUGAGGCCUAUCAGCUCCGCUUGGGUUACAAUGAAGAUUCAAAGCUGGAGUACAGCUUCCCGGAAGGAGAGGCUAAGUCUUUUAUUUAUUUUCUUCUAUUUUCUUUCGUCCACAUAUAAAAAGAAAUAGAACUCCAGUUGUAAGCAAGUAAUUGAAACAAAUGAAAUCCUGUUGGUGCGAAGGUUUCUGCAUGACAGGACAUGCCCAUCCUGGGGUUGGAACAUGAUGACACAAUAUGAGGUUCUUGCCAUCCAUCUCCAUUGUCAAGUUUGCCUAUCUCCACACUUGAUGACAGUAUCCACUUUUAUACCCUGGUGGCCACUUACUGAUUCCAGUCGGUACUGUAGACAUGUUACCAGUUAAACAGCAUAUAGAUACUGCAUAUGUUAUCCUUAGAAAUAAGCAAAGUUGUAAUUCUAAAAAGGAAUGAACACCUUUUUAAUCAGGCUACCAUGGCUAGACAGAUACAUAUUGUGGGGUGGCAGGUUAACAUUUUCUAAUACAUUGGAAAAUAGAAUUUGUUGCAUUAAAAGUAAGAUAGUUACCUAGUGCAUAUCUAACCAUAAGUUUCUAGGGGCAAAUUGUGUGCACACGACUAUCAUGAAUACCACUGAAAACUGUGCACACACAAAGAGAAGGAUCUGGCCCUGCAGAGUUGCCUGUUCUGAAAAAUAUUUAAAUAGCAAAGUCUGCUGUUUGACAAGUUGAAAAGAGGAGAAGCUGUUCUUCAGACAUACAAAUCUGGGCCAAGUUCUUCAGCAUCAAUCUUAUAUUCUCAUUACAGACCAGGAUUCUCAAUUGUGCUAUAGCUGAGUUCCAUCCUUGUCCUUCUGGUUAGAGUUACUUUGGUUUUCUCAAUUUAUUUCCCAGAGAGUUUUGAGAUGCAAACUGCAUUGUGUAUGUGGUCAUGGAUCAAUUAUCCAUUUCACUUGAAAAGACUUGGAGCAAUUCUAAAUUUGAACUUUCUUUCUUUGAGGUGCAUUUAACAAAAAACAAACCACCCCCACCCCCAAAAAAACCCAAAACAAUAAACCAUGCAAAUUGGAAUUUGGAGUUUGGGAUUAGUAAGGGAGACCUUUGAAAGCACCCCCUUAGGUGUGAGGAAUGAGUUUUAGCUGUUCUGAAGAGUUCAAUGUUCAUAAUGGUUAUCAAUUAUAUAUGUACAGUAUGUGAUGCUUUGAAAUUUUUAAAACUGGGGAGGGAAAGAUCUGCUCACUGUAUUUUGUGUGAGGAGACCUUUUGUUCCAUUCCUGGUGUUGAACGGAUUGCCAUAAUUACCCAAGGAAUUUCCAUCAUUAUUUGUUUGUUAGGAUUGGUAGAGGACGUGUAACAAGGAGAACCAUAGACUUUUCCAAGUACACAGUUUUCUCUCUUGUAAUUUAACUUGAAAAGGGUCAUUUUUUAUAAAAAGGUACAAAAGAAAUGUCUGCUUCUGAUUAAACCCUUAUUGAUAUGGUAUGCUCAGCUUCUCUCCAAACACUUUACAGGCUAUCAGAUUGUAUGUAGUCUUACAUACCUCAGUGAACAGCUGCUGAAUGAAAAAGGUUUGUGAUCUGUUUGAAUGAAUCAGUGGCAGCCUGCAACAAUUGAGUUUAUUUUUGUCUUUCUUUUCCUUUAUUUUGCUCUGUCUCCACCACUACCACCACAUUUACAAAAAGAACAGCUCUCUCUAUAUAACAUUUGGAUAGGCUAACACCACAGUGAAAAAUUACCACCCCACAGUCAACAAACUGCACCCAUAGUGCACUCUGAGAUGUGCCCAUCAAUACAAAUUCAUCUGCACUUCCCUUUUUUGAAAAGGCAAUCAUGCUGACAUUUUGUUUCUGGGAGAAUGUUUGCAUUUGCAAAGAAUACAUGUAAAAUUCAGUACAAAGGGUUGGAUUUUCAGCAUGCCAAAUUUGUAUCCUUUGAGGUUCUGGCUCAAUAUUUUUACUUCUCUAAAACUGCAAAUGCUGCAACUUUCCCACAAAAUAUGUAUAUUAUGCACUUUUUUCCUCUAAGUGUCUUGGUGUAAUUUUUGUUUUAUAUUUUGUCACCUCAAAUAUCACAUUCAUAUGGUUUGCUUAGUGAUGCAAAAACUUCUCACUUAAUAUUUAUGGUCCAAAGUAUAAGAAUAUGGCAAGAUAAAAAAACAAAUACCAGGACAUUGGAAGUUCUUUCUGGCCACAUGCAUAUAAUCCCAAAUCCUGUCUCUGAUGGUGGCCAUUGCUUGUACUUAAGAUGAGAAGAUAAAACUCUACAAUGCACUCUAUUGCAGGGAGGUAGGAUCUCUGCUUUCUAACCCAGCUGGUGGCCACCUCUUCUAGUAAUGCAUGAGAAAAGUCUGUGUACUUUUAGCCUACACAUCUGCAUCAUUCUGGGCUUGUAAAUACCUAGAUGUUAUUCAUAAUAAAAGGAUUAGCCACCUACAGUAAUUCCAUUAAUUUGCCUUCACAAUGGUAUACAGCAAUAAUUUUCAAACAAAGCAUAUAUAAGUACUUGUAGCAAUUUUUUGCAGCCACAGGUAUGCAAUUAAUUCCAUGAUAAAGGAUGGGAACUAGAUUCCAAAAUCUAUUGAGAAUCGUUUUGACAAAAACAAAUAUGUAAAGAAGUUAGAGACAGAAGCAGCGGCACUUACAGUACCCUCAUUAGUCGGAAAUUGGACCCCUGAGAACCAGAGGUAUUUGGUGGCAGGUGAGUAAAUGAAGUGAGUUCAUUAUUUGUGCCACUUCAGAACAACAGAUGAUAACCACUUUCAAGGGCUUUAUAUGAUAUCCUCAGAAAUGAUCCUCAAAAAAUGUACUUCCUAGGAGAACUGGAACUGGCAGGUAAUAGUUGAGGGUCUCACCAGAAACACUGCCUCGAAGGAAUUGCUUUAACAUAUACCUGUUCUAUAAGAUGAGUGAAUUCCCGCUGAGACACCUUUUGACAGCUCCUAGUGGUUUUGCCAGAAGGAAGACACCCUUUUGGCUUACUUACAUGGUUGAGCUGCUGCCUAGAGACUACCAGGCUCCGUAAGGGACCUGGGGAUCACACAGAUCCCUGUUCAAGUCUCGGCUUCGUUCAUGUGCAAGAUGCACAGAUAGCAAGUCCCCUCCUAAACCAAGAGAAAAAGCACUCUAAUUUCAGCUACAUGGCUGUAGAGAGCAGGAGGGCAACAUGUCUUCAGUGGUACCCAGAUAUAACCAAGAAAUGUAAAAGGUUACCAGUUUUAAAACUGUUGUUUUUAUCUUGUUCUGGUAACAUGAAUACAUUAACUGUAAUUUUAAACUUUGAGGAUACCUGGGUGUCUAUUUGUCCCUGUAAACAAGUGGUGCACUGCAUAGUUAUGCCUUAUUACCAGAACAUCUCAAAUACUUACAUGCUAAAUUGCCACAUGCUGGUGUUUCUAAGCUAUAGAAUUCACUUACGGCAGGAAAGGAGAAGCAGGAUGGAGACGAGUGUGAUUUUAAGGUAGCAGAAGCUCCUUAGAGUACACAGUGCACUCCCUGUUUUGAAACAGCUACAUUUUGGUCAUUAUGUGUCACUUUAAAUGGACUUUGAGUGCAUCCUGUCCUUACGACAGAGCUUUUUGCCCGUCCACUUUCAAAAAGAUAAACAUCUUACAAUCUGAAACACAAAGUAUUAUUUGUAGAAUAAGUCCUUUGAGCUCUGUCUUGGACUUCUCAAUUCUGUUCCCAGUUCCACACCUGCACCCUAUCCUAAGAGAAUCUGGAGAGCAAGUGAAGAAAAGACAAACUUACCAAGAAAAAAAGAUUUAUAAAUAUGUUGGUAAAAUAAGUGUAGGAAUUAAAUCUUGCCCACCUAGCCAGGGAAGCUGUUCUGUUUCAUUCUAGCAAAGAUCUAAUAGAGUUUGUAGCAAAAGUUUGCAAUUGAUAGCAUUAAAAUAAGCAGGAAUUGCAUAGUAAAUAAAAAGCACACUGAUUUAAUUGUUUUUCUUCAGUCCAGCCUGUUUUUACAUCAUGCAGGUUCUGGGACUCAACAUCUGAAAAAAAGGAAGUUUUAAAGUGGUUUCUGCAGCAAUAAUUUAUAUACUUCAGCCUGCAAGCAGCCUGUCUGGUUACUCAUUUGGUGAGCUGUAGGCAGCCUCUGAGAACCUCUGUCUUUAAAUCAUGGGUAGUACCCCACCAGCAGACAUCCAUCCUAGCUUGCAGCAAACACCUAUGUAUGCUGGCGAGAGUUGGAAUUCAGGUUUAUUCCUUUAUCAGCCUUGACUUUAUCAGCACUUCAACAGGUGUUACUUAGCACCAAAAAUGCUAGUGAUUUCUGAGACGUCUAUGCAGUAAGAACUGACUGAGAUCUCAGCACAGACUGUGGUUACCAGCAUUCUGGGCUGGAUUUUAACAAGUAACUAAAACCCGAAGGCUUGGUUUCCUGUGACAAGAUCUCAGACUUUUGAAGCACUACACUUUCUAAGAUGAAAUCCAGCAUUAUUAAUAUGCAACUAUUCCUUCUAGUGAAGAAACCUCUCUCUCUCUACUCAUCUCCUCCUAGUUUUUACAGUUUUGAAGCUUUUAGUCAUUUUAUAGCUUCAUGCAUACAAAAAUACCCUUUCUACAAAGUUGAGAAAUGAAAAUCAGGGCAUAGGAAGCAGGAAACCCUUACUUGAUCAUGUGAAGGGUGAGCUCCCACAGAACUGAAAUGACUUUUCUUUAACAGAGCAGUGGCACUUGUUUUCUUUUUUUUUCCCAUAAGAAUUUACUGGUCAACAUACAAACACUAGGUUCCCAUGACCCUUCCUGCCACCCCUCCCCUGUGCAAAAUAAGCUUAUAUUUUGCUAGUAAAAUGUAGCUGUAUUGCACAUUAUUGCAGUGACACAGCUGUAGCAUUUGAACUAUGAGAUUAAGUUUUGAUGCAACAUAUAAGUUUCAUGGAUGCUGAACUCUUCACCUCCUGAAAACAAUAGCUUAUUCUUUUUUACUAUAUACAAGUAUUUAACUUUUGAUUGAUUUUCUAAAAAAGUUGUAUGAUAUUUGAACCACAAACACCUAUCAGAAUAAAAUGAAUGUUAAGAGUCACAAAGAUACGAGAACCAGAGCUGAUUAUCUGACAGCCACUGAGGUAACAUUAAUUAGGUUGCCUCUGUAAGCCCAGCCACUCAAAAACAAAGUAGUCAAGGAAGAAAGGGGAACAAUAAAUAAGUCCACUUAUUUAGGCAUCUAAAUAUCAGGUUAGAAGUCUGGGUUUGAUUUACUAGGGUGAAAUCAAAGUUCUGUUGAAGUUAAUGGGGUUUUUGCCAUAAAAUACACUAUUCACUUUUCUUCUACAGUUUAUUCCUAUAUUUGAUAAACUAAGUUUGUCUUUCAGUUGUGCCUUACAGCCUACUUGAGCUUAAAAGUGAGGCAUAACUGAGAAGAGAUUUUGUCCUAUUUCUUUCUUUUCUCAUGGUUUGCUGAGUAUGUAAAAGUGCUCCCGAGAAAGGAGUUAAGCCGUUUCUGAAUUUCACAUUUCACACUGAACAGUAUUGAGAAAGGUUACAUUUUCGCCAUAUUCUUUUUAUCCUGGUGUGUGGGAAGUGUCAGGAGAACGACUGAAUACAUUAGCAUCAUUCUGUGCUUGUUACAAUCAUAGCAUUGUCAAGAAAAUGGAUAUAUUUUUCAGUGUUUUUUUCCUGUAAUCUUUUUUGUGAUCAAAGUUAUACCCCAUUUUUAAUGUACAAUAAAUUCUUGUUCUUGGCAUAUA